CGACCCAUUUGCAGAAUGCCAUCCAAUACAUCCAGCUCCAAUCAACUUUAACGUGGGAUGCUCGUGAAGCGGAGAACGAAUCAACACCGCUCAUCCGGUUAAUACGCAAGUAAUCGACGUUAUCUUCUGAUCUUCUAAGCUUCAGCUCAUCGUUUACCAUCUGCGCUCCCCUCAACCAGCGUUUGUACAUCCCGAGCGCCUCACAAUAAUCUGUACAGCUUUGGAAUGAAUGGCAUUGUAGUGAAGGAACUCCAUAUUGUUGGAUUUAACCAAUAUGGCAACAGUACGAGUUUGUGUUUGCGGAGAUGAAGGCACUGGUAAAUCUAGCCUCAUCGCAUCUCUCGUUAAGGAUGUGUUUGUUAGCAAUAAGAUCCAACCCGUCCUACCACAAAUAACCAUUCCGCCGAGUAUUGGAACCCCCGAAAAUGUUACGACUACUAUCGUCGAUACGUCGGCGCGUCCACAAGACCGGACUACCCUACGCAAAGAGAUCCGAAAGUCCAACGUUAUCCUCCUAGUCUAUUCAGACCACUACAGUUAUGAGCGAGUGGCCCUCUUCUGGAUGCCCUAUUUCCGGUCCCUCGGUGUAAACGUCCCCGUAGUCCUAUGCGCCAACAAGUCCGACCUAACCGAUAACACCACCCCUCAAGUUGUCGAAGAUGAGAUGCUACCCGUCAUGAACGAGUUCAGGGAAAUUGAUUCCUGUAUAAGAGCUAGCGCCAGAGAACACCAAAAUGUUAACGAGACAUUCUUCCUCUGCCAGAAAGCUGUUACACAUCCUAUCGCACCGCUCUUCGACUACAAGGAAGGGAACCUAAAGCCAGUCUGUGUGUCGGCUCUGAAAAGAAUAUUCUACCUCUGCGACAAGGACCAAGACGGAUACUUAAAUGACGAUGAGAUACAAGAAUUUCAGUUCAAGUGUUUCGAGAAACCCUUGUCCCCCGAAGACCUUGAUAACAUCAAGCUAUCGAUCGCAAAAUCUGUGCCUGGUUCUGAUACUACGAAAGGUGUUGAUAUGCGAGGCUUUCUUCAGCUAAAUAAGAUAUAUGCCGAAAAAGGUCGGCACGAAACUAUUUGGAUUAUUCUACGUAAAUAUCACUAUACCGAUAGUCUGAGCCUGGAAGACAAUUUCAUCCACCCGAAACUUGACGUUCCGGAAUAUGCCUCCGCCGAGCUAAGCCCAGCUGGAUAUCGGUUCUUCAUGGACCUUUUUCUACUAUUCGAUAAGGAUAAUGAUGGCGGUUUGAACAAUCAGGAACUACGCGCCUUGUUUGCCCCCACCCCAGGCCUACCUCUUUCCUGGGUAGAAUCCUCGUUCCCAUCUACGACUGUUCGCAACGAAGCCGGUUACAUCACACUACAAGGAUGGCUCGCUCAAUGGAGCAUGACCACAUUUCUCGAACCGAAAACUACUCUUGAAUAUCUUGCGUAUCUAGGUUUCGAGCCUCCGAAUGCCAGAGAAUCUCUGACCUCAGCCUUGAAAGUAACAAAACCUCGGAAAAGAAGAAGACGUCCUGGUCGGGUUGAACGAAAUGUUGUGUUGUGCUACAUCAUUGGCGGGUCCGGAGCUGGAAAGUCAUCUCUUUUGGAUGCGUUCCUUAACCGGCCCUUCGAUGGCUUAUACAACCCGACUAUCAAGCCCAGAAGAGCCGUGAACAGUGUUGAACUCCAAGGCGGCAAACAAUGUUACCUUAUUUUGGAGGAACUCGGUGAGCUUGAACCAGCCAUUCUGGAGAACCAAGUCAGGCUAGAUUCCUGUGAUCUCAUUUGUUAUGCGUAUGAUUCAUCUGACCCGGAUUCAUUCUCUCAUAUCGUCGACCUUCGAAAACGAUACCCGCAGCUCGAUGAUCUACCUUCAAUCUAUACGGCCUUGAAAGCCGACAAAGAUAAGACUACCCAGCGAAGCGAACUACAACCAGACCAGUAUACGUCGAGCUUGAUGAUGAGUACACCAGUUCAUGUAAGUGUAACAUGGAACAGUAUCGGUGAGCUCUUCGUUGCUUUAGCUGAGGCUGCUACGAAUCCAAGCACGGCAUUUCCUAAAAGCGAAGAACCACCACCAGACCGAACAAGUCUAUACCUUGCUCUAGGAGCAACUACAUGUGCUGCGGUGGCGGCGUUCAUGAUUUGGAGAAGAUCCACGAAUUCCAUCUAGAGUUCCGAGCAUUACCUAAAGCCUUACACCCCCUUUUCAUAUAUACCUACUUUUAAUUCGAUUGGCUAGGCAUUUGUCAGGUGUACGACUUUUCAAUAUCGUGGAGUCUGUGGUUAUCGUCUAAUUCUUUAUGUCCCCUGCUCCAUUGUUUUUUCUUAUAUAUGAUACCCAUCCCUCUUCUACUGUCGUUGAACACAUCGGUGCUAGAGAAACACGUAAACACAUAGUACUUAAUGAAUACAAUUAUCAGAAAUCGAAUCGGAAUGUCUUGUUAUGCGAUGCCAUAUUUAGUGUAUGGGAUGCUGAUUCCUAGGACGAACUUGUACGAGUACCUAUCACUUGCUGAG
This is a messenger RNA of Annulohypoxylon maeteangense, 2502 nucleotides long. RefSeq names its product mitochondrial Rho GTPase. The coding region runs from base 275 to 2155 and encodes 626 amino acids. The record is from RefSeq and is a predicted model, not a curated record. Gene Ontology annotation, biological process: regulation of mitochondrion organization; mitochondrion organization; small GTPase-mediated signal transduction. Lineage: Eukaryota; Fungi; Ascomycota; Sordariomycetes; Xylariales; Hypoxylaceae. The transcript is spliced from 2 exons. Gene Ontology annotation, molecular function: GTP binding; calcium ion binding; GTPase activity. Gene Ontology annotation, cellular component: mitochondrial outer membrane.